Calidris pugnax (ruff) is the source of this 8064-nucleotide messenger RNA. RefSeq names its product collagen alpha-1(VII) chain-like. The coding region runs from base 249 to 7763 and encodes 2504 amino acids. Gene Ontology annotation, molecular function: serine-type endopeptidase inhibitor activity; protein binding. Lineage: Eukaryota; Metazoa; Chordata; Aves; Charadriiformes; Scolopacidae. The record is from RefSeq and is a predicted model, not a curated record. The transcript has 89 exons.
CGGAGCCGGAGAGGGGGGGAUGCCCGGAGCGGCCCCUCCUCCUGCCUCAUAACUUCUUCUUCCAAGCGUGUGGGGAGAGUUUUCCUGCAGCCCGGACCACACGGACGCCUGUUUUUUGGGGCUUUUGGAACCUCCUCACCCACGGGGGGAGAAGCCAACGCGCGGCAGCUUUGCCCAGAUGAAUGACUCUCCAGGCUGUGUGCUGACUCCAGGAACCAAGAAGGAGCUUCUUCCCAAGGAAAAGGAAGAUGUUUUGUGCCCAGAUCCUUGCCCUGGCAGUGGCUGUGGUGCAGCACAGAGCUGUGGCCGUUCAUGAAGCAUGCAGGACGGCGGAGGUGGCCGACAUUCUGUUCCUCGUGGGACAGUCACAGGGCACAGGAAGGGAGAGCUCCUGGCUGGUCAAGGACUUCAUCAGCAGCAUGGCUCGUUCCUUUGAGAACGUGGUGAUGGGCAAAGGAGGCAUCCGGCUGGCAGUGGCACUCUACGGGGAGAAACCAAGGAUGAGUAUUGAGCUUACGGAUUACGUGACCAUCGAAGAAAUGUUGGUGGCAAUUCAGGAUCUCUCCUUCAAAGGUGGAAGCUUAAAAACAGGGUCAGCCUUGGCCUUUGCAGCUCGUGCCAUGUCUCGUCUGGACACACUGCGAGAGGAUGCAGCAAAGGUGGUUGUUUUGAUCACGGAUGGAAAAUCCAGCAACUCAGUUGAAGAUGAAGCCCGGGUCCUGCAGGAUUUGGGGGUGACGGUGUUUGCCGUAGGGAUUAAGGGUGCUGACAAGAAUGAAUUGAACACAAUAGCUUCAGAGCCCACUGCAGAGCAUGUGCUUUAUGUUGAAGAUUUCCACCUCCUCCAUAACGUGGCCCCCAAACUCUCUCGAAGGCUCUGUUUCACUGCCUCGGAGCCACCACGACCCAUCAAACAGACUGUGCAAGCUGAGAAGAUCGUCGGCCCCCGGGAUUUGUAUGUCAGUGAGCACAGCCACAGCACGCUGAGACUCACCUGGAUGCCAGCCACGGGGAAGGUGACGGGCUACCAUGUCCAUCUGCAUCCCUUGCUGCCUUCAGGGCAGCCCGUUUCAGAAGACCAGCAGCAGAUUGUGGUGGACGGUGACAAAAGUACCGUGCUGGUGACUGAUCUGAAACCCAACACCAAGUAUGUCUUCACGGUGAGGGCCAUCUAUGCAGAUACUGUUGGGGAGUCAGCGGUUGUCAAGGGGAAAACAACACCUGUGCCUCCAGUCACUAAUUUCCGUGUGAUAGAAGAAGGACUUUUUAGCUUGAAGGUGGCUUGGACACCUCCGCUUGGCAAGCUGGAGGGCUACAAGAUCUACAUCCCCAGAGCCAACAGACCAGGAAUGACCUACGAGCAGGUUCUGCGGGGUGAUGUCUCAUCCCACGUGCUGGAGAACUUGCAGGAGGACAGAGAAUACAGCAUCAGCAUCUACGCCGUGUACCCCCAGGGCCCCAGCCAGCCUGUGGCUGCUGUGGGGAGAACAUUGAAGCUCCUGCCCGUGAAAAGCAUCUUGCUGCAGAAUGAGACCACCAACACGCUCCAGGCAAGGUGGACACCCAUCCGGGGAGCAACGGGGUACAGGCUCACCUGGACAUCAGCAGAGGGCAGCAUCCAAGAUGUGAACCUCAGCAACACCUACAGCUACUACAUGAUCCAGGGGCUGCAGCCUGGCACGGAGUACACUGUUACCAUCAACCCCAUCUUUGGGGACGUCGAGGGACCAGUGGUGAGCAGCAAAGCAACGACGGUGGCAUCGAGCACCGUCCAGAUGCUGAAAGUGACUGAGAUAUCUACCAACAGUGCUCUGGUCUCCUGGGACUCAGUUGCUGGGGCCACUGGGUAUCGAGUGGCUUGGGGUCCUACACCAGAGUUCUUUGGCAAAGACCGUCCUCGCCAGCUGGCCCUCAACAGGUCAAUCACAGCCUACCAGCUCCGCAACCUGGCCCAUGACACCGAGUACGUGAUUUCCCUCUACGUGCUCUUUGGCUCCGUGGAAGGACCAGGGAUCACAACCUCAGCCAGGACAUCUCCUCUUGGCUACGUCUCCAAUUUCAAGGUGAUGUCCUACACCAGCACAAGCCUGUCUCUGGUGUGGAGUGCCACAGCAGCUGCCACCAAAUUCAAAGUCACCUGGAGCCCUGUGGGAGCAGAAAAAGAAAAACAGGUUGCCAAGACUCAGUACCUGGGCAGUAGGGUGCUGGCUUACCAGAUUGACCAGUUACUGCCCAACACCCUGUAUAAAGUCAGCGUUCGGGCUGUCUUCAACAAGACUGAGGGACCAGAGGUGACUCUGACUCACCGCACAGCGCCUCUUGCAGACUCCAACCCCAUCCAGGCCGUUGAAGAUCUGAGGAUUACUGACACCGGCGUAAAUAGCUUGAAGCUGUCUUGGAGGAGACUUCCUGGGGUAACUCAUUAUAAGAUAUCCUGGGCGCCGUUCAAUGGUGGCUUGGAAACCUCCCAGGUGGUUGCAGCAGAGACGGUCUCCUUCACGAUCUCCAACCUGAAGGAGAGCACCACCUACACCAUCUGCAUGUCUGCAAUGAUCGGGGGACAGGAGGGAAGCCCCACACUCCUCACAGCCAAAACUUUGGAUUUACCCAAAGUGACUGAGUUCAUGGUGCAGGAGGCUGCGGAGACCAGCGUUUUGCUGACAUGGACAGCUGUUCCUGGGGCAUCCACUUAUCUAUUAACAUGGCGCCUGUCCUCAGCUUCUGAUCUUUCCCAGGAACUGCUGUCAGCAGCUUCUAGAUCGUAUCGAGUGACAGGACUGAGCACCAAAGAAAUGUAUGUGUUUUCCAUAAGACCAGUCUUUGGAGAUACGGAGGGACCAGAGACAACACUCCUUGGGCAAACAGCGGGACCUCACAGAGAGUCACCCACACCCAUCACUCCAGUGACUUCUACAAAACUGGGUACGAUGAGAUUCCCAUCCUUAUCUCCUAGCAAGGUGGGGACCACUCCUCUUCCACUGGCCACCACCACAACAGUACCACCAACUCCAGCAACCCUACUGUCGACCACUGCAGUGUCCACACUGCUGACAACUCUCCCUGGGCCAAUCUGUGGCAAGUUCAAAGCAGACAUUGGGUUCCUGGUGGACGAGUCCUCGAGUAUUGGCCAGAGCAAUUUCAACAAAGUGAAGGAUUUCCUCUUCCGGAUCAUUUCCUAUUUCCCGAAGAUUGGGCCUGAAGGGACACAGGUUGCUGUUGCUCAGUACAGCGAGGAGCCCAGGGCAGCCUUCUACUUCAACCAGCACCGGGACCGCAACAGUGCCCUGAAAGCCGUCAAGGGACUGAGCUACGCUGGGGGCAACACAAAAACAGGUCGUGGCAUAACCUACAUGCUCAAGGAGUUAUUUCAGUCCUCCAGAGGGAUGAGGCCAGAUUUCCCUCACGUGCUGGUGCUGGUGACCGAUGGGCGAUCCCAGGAUGAUGUGUUGCUACCAGCCAGAGCAGCCCAUGAGUUGGGGAUCCGCGUCAUUGCUGUGGGUGUCUCAGGAGCUGACCCCGUUGAGCUCAACAGCAUCUUGCUGCAGCAGAACCUCCAGAAUGUUUUCUACGUCAGCACGUUUGAUGACUUCCCCCAGAUCCUCCGAGAGCUGAUAGAGGUCAUCUGUUCUGACCCCGAGCCUUCAGGGCCUCAACUACCAUCUGGGGAGAGCUUCAGGAGUUCACCAGCUCCUCAUGGAGGCUAUGACCCAUACAGCUUUACUACAAAGGGAGAGAAAGGAGAGAGGGGUCUACCUGGGAAGGAUGGAAUUCCCGGGCUGCCGGGCAGACCGGGGCGGACAGGUCCUCCUGGUCCCCCUGGACUCAUGGGUCUCCCUGGCAUCCAAGGUGAUACUGGCUCUCCUGGCUAUCCUGGACCAGCGGGGCCAAAAGGAGAGAGAGGCGAACCAGGCUAUGUCCUGGGAGGAGUAGAGGUGAUUCCUGGCCGAAAUGGGCAGCCUGGCCCCCCUGGACAGAAAGGGCAGCCGGGGGUUCCUGGGGUAGCAGGACCACCAGGUUUACCAGGGCCACAGGGGCCACCAGGCAUCUCCAUCAAGGGUGAACGUGGGGAUUCAGGUACCAGGGGCCCUCGUGGGAGGAAUGGCCUCAAGGGUGACAGAGGAGGAAUGGGAGAGCCGGGGAAACCUGGGUUGCCAGGCCCAGUAGGGCUAGAUGGUGUUCCUGGAUUGCCUGGACCAAGGGGAGAAAAGGGUGUGAUGGGACCUCCAGGAGCACCAGGACCAAAGGGUAACAAAGGGCAAGGUGGUGUGAAAGGGGAAAAGGGACUCCCAGGACCUCCAGGGCAGAAGGGAGACCAGGGGAACCCAGGAUUUCCAGGUGCUCCAGCUAUGGGGGUUUUGGGACCUCCAGGCAAGAAAGGUGUCAGGGGUGAUAUUGGACCAACAGGGGCCCUGGGACCACAAGGAGACAAAGGAAUACAAGGAGACAAAGGAGAGAAGGGAAGCCCAGGUUUCGGGAUUCCUGGUCAACCUGGGCUGAAGGGAGAUCCAGGCGACAGGGGAAAUGUAGGUUUGUCGGGCAAACCAGGUCAGAAGGGGGAUAGAGGUCUGAAGGGAGAGAAAGGUGAACCAGGACUACCUGGGAAACCAGGCGAGACCGGACUAAGAGGUAAAGAUGGAGAACCAGGGGAGAAAGGCACCUCUGGGACCAAGGGAGAAGCUGGUGUCCCUGGAGAACCAGGAGAGAGAGGAAUCAGGGGGCCACCUGGACUCCCAGGACGGCCUGGAGAGCAAGGGAUAAAAGGCGAUACAGGACCACCUGGAAAGGAUGGAAUCACUGGAGAGAAGGGAGACAAGGGCGAAGCUGGUGAGCCUGGGCUGCCUGGGACUCCUGGAAGCCUUGUGUCUUCACUGGAGAGCACCAUCACCCUGAAAGGCGACAAGGGGGAUCGUGGGAAGGAUGGCUUGAAAGGCGAAAGAGGUCCUCCAGGCCCAAAGGGAGAACCCGGUCCACCAGGCAAAGGAGUGGAAAUGAAGGAUCUGGAGAGGCUUUUUGAAGCAAAUGGUAUCAAGCUGGCACUGCUGAAGGACCUCUCCAAUGCACUCCUGCAGGAUGGGCUGGAUGGGCUGGUGUGGCAGCUGGGUGGCUCCAGGACAAGCAAGACCUCCAGGAGAAAGCAAGCAGUUCUUCAUGCUACUGAGCAUGGCGAUUCACUGGUGUUUGAUACUUCUCCUGGUGCCCUGGCCAGCACUGAGGUGACAGAAGAAGCACAGAGCCUGGAGGUGGAGGCUCAGUUUAGGGUGCCGGUGUCUGGAGGACUCCUUAAGGGUCCAUCUGCUGGUGGUUCUGAACCUGAGUACCAGCCCCUAGGAAACCCUCCUGAGUCCUUGGAGAGAACAUCUGAGGAAGGAAAGGAGGAGAGAGACCCAAGAUGGACAAUCACUUCUCUCAGUGGUAGCUUGGCUUUGCCCCCACUGCACCCAGAAGAUGAUCUGCAAGGAAACCAGUCCAUGGAGCUUCUUGAGUCCCUGGAGGGGAGAGUGGAAGGACAACCACAGCAGGACACUAGCCACGAAAAUGAGAAUUUAGACGACGGCUCUGCGCUCCCAAGGCACGUUAGAGCCCAGAGAUCUGCUGAGGACCAGAGACACGUGGUAAAGACCCCAUUUCACCACGACAGCUUCGGGCUGGCCUUUGUGCAAGAGCAGAGCCAUCCGUGUGACCCAGGAGGAAACGGCGACCUUUCCUUGUUGGCUCCAUCACAGGUUCAUCCCCCUGGUGCUCCAGGAGCUCGGAAAUCCCCAUCUGGAUCCACGGCAUACCCAGGCCCUCAUCACCCAAGGAGAAUUAAGAAGGAGGAAGCUGGUCCACCAGAUCCACCAUCCCAUGGCCAAAAGGGAGAAAUGGGAGCUCCGGGAGUCCGUGGAGACAAAGGAGAAAAGGGGCAGCCUGGGGAGAUGGGGGAACCUGGAGAAAAGGGCAUCAAAGGAGACAGAGGUGAAAAUGGUCAAAAGGGAGAACCAGGAAUUGGGUUCAGAGGCCCUGUUGGUCAGGCUGGACCACCUGGAUUUAAAGGUGAGCCAGGGGCUCCAGGGCCUCCAGGAGCUCAGGGAGUCCAGGGAAUUCGUGGCAAUGCCGGCACCCCCGGGUCACAAGGGGAAAGAGGGGCUCCAGGUCUGCCUGGGAUGCCAGGACAAAAGGGAGAGCGUGGGAAGAGAGGACGGAAUGGAUUUGCUGGGCCCUCAGGACCAUCAGGAUCCCCAGGAAAAGAGGGGAUUUCUGGGACACCUGGACCCAAAGGCAACAAGGGAGAAAUCGGCGUUGGAGCAGCUGGCCCAAGAGGUCCUCGUGGACUGCCUGGCCCUCGGGGUGACGAGGGCAUCGUGGGAGUCCGUGGCCCCACCGGCAUGACGGGUCUAAAAGGCUUCCCGGGUGUGAAGGGCGAAAGAGGUGAUCGGGGACUUCUGGGACCCAAAGGAGAAAGAGGUGAGCCCAUGACUAUUUUUGGACCCCAAGGCUAUAAAGGCAGUAAAGGAGAUCCUGGUGAACGGGGCCUGCCAGGUUUUGACGGAGACAAAGGCGAGAAAGGAGAGGAUGGGCCUAUAGGAGAAAAGGGAGUCAAAGGUGAAGCUGGCUCCAAGGGAGUGAUGGGGCUUUUUGGAACAAGAGGACCAGUGGGACAGAAGGGGGAGCCAGGAGAACCAGGCUUGCCGGGCUCUGCUGGUGCAGCAGGUCUUAAUGGGAAGAACGGAAACAAGGGAGCCAAAGGUGACAGAGGUCUUCAGGGGCAGAAGGGGAAGCCGGGAGGAAAAGGUGAUCCUGGGGCCACUGGUGACAUUGGACAGAAAGGAACAAAGGGCUUACGAGGGCUUCCAGGACGCAUCGGUGCUCCUGGAGCUGAAGGCAUGAAGGGAGAAAUUGGCAGUCCUGGAAAACCAGGAAUCCCAGGAUCAGAUGGACCACACGGACAAAAGGGUGAAAAGGGAACAUCAGGAGACGAUGGUGCCUCGGGGAUUCCUGGGGAGAAAGGAGAAAAGGGAGCCAAAGGAGUUCCUGGCUUGGGAGGCUUCAAAGGACAAAUGGGAUGGCCUGGGAGGACUGGAGUUGCUGGACCAGAUGGCCCUCAAGGGCCACAGGGUGAACCAGGGCCCCAGGGUCCACGAGGGAAAAGAGGGAGACCUCAGCUCUGCCUCAGGGGACCCCCAGGCAUGGAUGGGAGAAAAGGAGAAAUGGGUGAAAAUGGUCCAGCCGGCCAGAAAGGAGAGAAGGGAGAUCCUGGUCUUUCUGAGGAAGAGGUGAAGGAGGUGGUCAGGAGCGAAAUGAGAGGCAGAUGCGAUUGUGGAGGCGAGUUGGGAAGGACACUCAUGGAAAGGGGCCUGGAGGCAACUGAAAUCAACAGGCAGCUCCAAGGGUUCCAAAAGUUCCAGCUUUGGGAACGCACCAGAAGGGAUGGUGAAAGCCAGGAAGAAAUGCUGAACAAAACCCAGGGGAUGACCAUGUUGAUGACAAUGGUGAAGCCCGUCAUGGAGCCACCUUCACUUAUUGCAGCGGCUCCCCGGGCGCAGCAGAUAACAGGUCCCUCUCAGCGCAAGCGGCGAGAAGCCCACAGUCAAUUACCAGCCCCCUGCCUGCAGCCGAUGGAUGAAGGCUCCUGCCAGCACUAUGCCCUGCUCUGGUAUUACCACCUGGAGGCAAACACCUGCCGGCCCUUCAUCUUUGGGGGAUGCCGAGGGAACAGCAACCGCUUCGAAACCAAGUGGAAGUGUGAGCAGAAGUGCAAAACCUCAGCAGCCAGAGGGAGGUGAUCAGCUGCGAUCAUCGUGUUUAAAUACAAAAGAAGUGGAGCUGCGAGAAGUGUCUCCAGGGCAUCUCGGAGACUGGACAAGCAAGAAAAGCCAUUUAAUGUGAAGAGGCAAAGGAAGUUUGAAAAAAAGAUGUUGGAAAACGGUAAUUAUGAGCAGGAAAUGAAGUGGUAUGAGGAGAGGGAAACACCUGAUUUCUUAGGAACGCAGAGUUGUCCAGAGGCUCAUGACUGCACCACUCACCCCGUAGGACUACUGUGCAAAGCUGGGAGACACAUACUCCUGAGUUUAUUUUUGUAAAAUA